GCUACAUCACCUGUUUAAGAUCUUGCCAUAACAAGCUAGGGGUUCCUGCAUAUGCAUGGUCAGGAGUGUGCAUGAAUAUACACUGCGUCAUGUACGAGAAGAACUGGUGAAAUCAGAAUCUCUGUCUAGAAAGAUGCAGUGAUCUGAAGAUGGUGCUGUUCAGUGCACUGUUGCUCUCUAAACUGCUGCUGCUGCACUUCGGGCUGCAUCUGACUGCUGGAGACGUGGGAGGCCCAUCGUGUGUAAUAUGUCCACCAGGACCACCAAGUCCACCAUGUUCAUGUCCACCAGGACCACCGGGACCACAGGGACCACCAGGUCCAAAAGGACCACAAGGUAUACCAGGUUUUCCAGGUCCAAAAGGUAUGCCAGGUCUACCAGGUCUACCAGGUCAACCAGGUAAACCGGGUCUACAAGGACCACCAGGUCCACCAGGUGCAAUUGACUCUAUGAAGGAGGAAAUCACGAGUCUUAGAACAAGACUGUCCUUGUUGGAGAAAGCCACAAGUUUCCAGACAUUCAUUAAUGUUGGGAAGAAAUACUAUGUGACCGAAGGACAUGCAAAGAACUUCAAGGAAGGAUUGGGAUUGUGCCACAAUGCUCGAGGAACUCUCGCCUUACCCAGGAAUGAAGAAGAAAACCAAGUGCUGUAUAAACUACUCAGGAUUAUGAAGUCAGAAUAUGUGUUUCUAGGAAUGAGUUACAGUAAACUGGAAAAAGGCUUUGUAGAUACAGAGGGGAAAUUUUUAAAUUUCUUUAAAUGGGAUAAAGGGGAACCAAACAAGUCUGAAAGGGAAGAAGAUUGCUUUGUGAUGGGCAGCAAUGGAACCUGGAUUGACAUAUCAUGUGAACAACAACACCUCAUUGUUUGUGAGCUAGCUUAGUGGCAUGUUAUUGCAAAUACUACAUCUCAAAAAACACAGACACAUUGAAGAAUUCUAGUUAAAAGGAAUUGUAAUUGUUAUGUAUAAUGUAUAAUGUAUAAUGCUACUAAUGUGUUAAUGCUGUUAAUGCUGUGUUUAUGACUCAAGAUCUGAUUUACUGAUUUUUUUUUUGCAAAAUUAAAAAUCUCUCAAGCA
Pangasianodon hypophthalmus (striped catfish) is the source of this 1079-nucleotide messenger RNA. RefSeq names its product mannose-binding protein C. The record is from RefSeq and is a predicted model, not a curated record. Bases 150 to 884 code for a protein of 244 amino acids. NCBI's taxonomy places the organism in Eukaryota, Metazoa, Chordata, Actinopteri, Siluriformes, Pangasiidae. The transcript has 6 exons.